This is a messenger RNA of Drosophila novamexicana, 2633 nucleotides long. It is a transcript of the gene Eip78C, whose product is annotated as ecdysone-induced protein 78C. Gene Ontology annotation, biological process: regulation of DNA-templated transcription. The record is from RefSeq and is a predicted model, not a curated record. Lineage: Eukaryota; Metazoa; Arthropoda; Insecta; Diptera; Drosophilidae. Gene Ontology annotation, molecular function: nuclear receptor activity; sequence-specific DNA binding; zinc ion binding.
AUGGAUGUUUACCAAAUAGAGCUGGAGGCACCGGCACCGGCACAACUACGCUCCCAUCUGCUGAUCGACACUGUGGUAAAGAACCUGGGCCAGCCGACACGCCCACAGCAGCAACAGCAGCAGCAACAACAGCAGCAGCGGCAGCAACAGCAGCAGCAGCAGCAGGACGACGACAAUAAUAUUGCUGAUCUAGACGCAGAGGAGGAGGAGCAGCAGCAACAGCAGGAGGGGGACGACGGGGAAGAGGAAGAGGACGAGGAAGAAGAGGAGGACGAGGAGGAGCAGGACGAGGACGAGGAGGAAGAAGCGGAGGAGGCGGGACAACAGCAGGAGGAGGAGGCGGAGGAGAACGAAGCACUGCCGGAAGUCAGUUUUGAUGCAAAUUCAGAUUUCAAUUUGCAUUUCUUUGACACGCCCGAAGAUUCAUCCACACAAGGCGCAUAUAGCGAAGCGGCCAGCCUAGACUCGGAGCCCGAGGAGCAAUUGUUGCAGCAGCACCACCAGCAGCAGCAGCAACAGCUGGCAGCUGGCACCGCACAGGAGCUGCAACAUUGCCUCAGUGCCAUCGAAGCGAAUCCGCUGCAAUUGCUGCAGUGCGAGAGCUUCUACAGCGCGACGCCAGCAACAGUUGCCGUUGCAGCAGUGCAACAGCAGCAACAGCAGCAGCAACUGCACCCGCAGCAGCGUCGGCAACAGCAGCAUCUGAGCUGCACGGCUCUGAGCAAUGGUGGAGGUGCUCUGUACGCCAUCAGCAGUGUGCAUCAGUUCGGUCCCGCCAGCAACAGCUCCAGCUCGGCCGGCGCCCAUUCCUCACCGGACAGCGGGCGCAGCAGCGGCGGCGGCUGUUGUUCCUCCAGCUCCAGCUCGGCCACAGUCUCAUCCUCAUCAUCAUCCACGUCAUCUGCAUCCAGUGCCGAGCACUUCAAUCGAACGACGCUUCUCAAUGCCACUUUUAUGCUUCAAAAUAUCUCAGACAGCAACAACAACGGCAACAACGGCGUCUCCUCAAAGUCGUUUGUGCCCUGCAAAGUUUGCGGCGACAAGGCAUCGGGCUAUCAUUAUGGUGUAACCUCCUGCGAGGGUUGCAAGGGCUUCUUUCGUCGCAGCAUUCAGAAGCAAAUCGAAUAUCGCUGCCUGCGCGACGGCAAGUGCCUGGUCAUACGCCUGAAUCGGAAUCGCUGUCAAUAUUGCCGCUUCAAGAAAUGCCUCUCGGCUGGCAUGAGCCGUGACUCUGUGCGUUAUGGUCGCGUACCCAAGCGUUCACGUGAGCUGAACGGUGCGGCAGCAGCAGCAGCCGCUGCAACAGCAUCAGCAGCCAGCGCGCCCCUAAAUGUGGAUGAAACCAGUGCCAAUAAUUUGCAUACAAAUCUAAUACAGCAACAACAGCAACAACAACAGCAGCAGCAGCAGCCGCAUGCGAGCAGCGUGCAGCGCGUAAAUACACCAAGUACACCACAAACGCCACAAAUGUGUUCGAUAGCCUCGUCGCCAUCGGAGCUGGGCGGUUGCAAUAGUGCCAACAACAACAACAACAGCAACAACAAUAGCGGCAACAAUAACAGCAAUGCAACAGCUGUAGUUGUGGGCAACCAUCAUCAGCAAUUGGUCAGCAUGGGCAGCAGCGGGGACAUGGCCAUGACCCAGGUGGGCAUGUGCCAUCCGCACGAUCAUCACGACAGCCUCGCCGGCACCGCCAACGAGCUGACCGUCUACGAUGUGAUCAUGUGCGUCUCGCAGGCGCAUCGCCUCAAUUGCUCCUACACCGAGGAGCUGACACGCGAGCUGAUGCGACGUCCAGUGACGGUGCCACAGAACGGGAUUGUCACCACGGUGGCGGAGAGCCUGGAGUUUCAAAAGAUCUGGCUGUGGCAGCAGUUCUCGGCUCGCGUCACGCCCGGCGUGCAGCGGAUUGUGGAGUUCGCGAAACGCGUACCCGGCUUCUGUGAUUUCACCCAGGACGACCAACUGAUACUCAUCAAGCUGGGCUUCUUUGAGGUGUGGCUGACGCAUGUUGCCCGCCUGAUCAAUGAUACGACGCUGACGCUGGACGAUGGCGCAUAUCUGACCCGACAGCAGCUCGAGAUACUCUACGAUUCGGAUUUUGUGAACGCCCUGCUGAACUUUGCCAACACGCUGAACGCAUAUGGGUUGAGCGACACAGAGAUUGGUCUGUUCUCCGCGAUGGUGCUGCUGGCAUCGGAUCGGACGGGCCUCAGUGAGCCGAAGGUGAUUGCCCGUGCCCGGGAGCUGGUGGCGGAGGCGUUGCGUGUUCAGAUCCUGCGCUCGCGAGCGGGCUCGACGCAGGCGCUGCAGCUGAUGCCGGCGCUGGAGGCUAAAAUACCGGAGCUGCGCUCACUGGGCGCCAAACACUUCUCACAUCUCGACUGGCUGCGAAUGAACUGGACCAAGCUGCGCCUGCCGCCGCUCUUUGCCGAGAUCUUCGACAUACCCAAGGCGGACGACGAGCUGUAGACCCCACAAAUGUUCUACAAUCUGUAUGUUUAAGUAAUUAGCGUUUAACGAAGAGUUGGCAGCAUUAGACACAACUAUCCGACAUUAAAGCAAAAGGCAACCAAUUUAUCAGAUACAAGAUACAAGAUACAGAUACAUAGUUAACUACAACUACAACUACA